Molecule: messenger RNA, 1331 nt
Organism: Suillus plorans
Lineage: Eukaryota; Fungi; Basidiomycota; Agaricomycetes; Boletales; Suillaceae
Product: metal-dependent protein hydrolase
Exons: 9
Coding region: 115-1098 (327 amino acids)
Cellular component (GO): cytoplasm; nucleus
Source: RefSeq, a predicted model, not a curated record
CUCGCACCUACUGUCCAUCUCAAAGAGACACUUUUAUGACCUUGGUAAACAAGGUCAUCCCUAGCCAGGACAGUUAUUAUAUCACAAACAGGGCCCGCUACCAAAAAGCAGAGAAUGGAUAUCAAGACCAUAGGUACUCAUAAUGGCACCUUCCAUUGCGAUGAAGCACUGGCAGUCUUUCUUUUGCGUCAGACGGACGCCUACAAAGAUGCAAGUCUAAAACGUACAAGGGACCCAGCUGUCCUCGAUGGUUGCGACAUAGUAGUUGAUGUGGGAGCUAUAUACGAUGAAAGCAAACGCCGAUUCGAUCACCAUCAACGUGGUUUUACGGAGGUGUUCGGUCAUGGCUUUGGCACUAAACUGUCAUCUGCAGGUCUCAUCUACAAGCAUUUUGGAAAGGAAGUCGUUGCCAGUGCGGCAGGGCUGGAACCGAGCGACAAGAAAGUUGACACACUAUGGUUAAAAAUGUACAAGGAGUUUAUUGAGGCUCUGGAUGCAAUUGACAAUGGGAUUUCGCAAUACUCUUCCCAAGAACAACCGAAAUACCGCAACCGCACCGAUCUAUCGAGUAGAGUUGGAUGGCUUAAUCCUUGUUGGAAUGAGUCUACAGAGUCUGAGAAAGUGGAUGCCCUGUUCUUGAAAGCUUCGCAGCUGGCUGGGGGUGAGUUCCUCGGCAGGCUUGACUACUAUGCCAAUGCGUGGUUGCCUGCACGAAAUUUGGUAUUGGCUGGGCUCUCAUCGCGCCAGAAUAUCGAUGCCAGCGGAAAGAUCAUAUUAUUUGAGCAAUUUGCUCCAUGGAAGGAGCAUUUGUUUGAACUUGAGGCUGAACAGGGUGUCUCCGAAGAUGAACUUCCAUUUUAUGUGAUAUACCCUGACGAGACUGGGGGAAACUGGCGUAUUCAGGCGGUCCCUGUCUCUCCUGAGAGCUUUGACAGUCGAAAGGCGCUUCCGGAGAAGUGGAGAGGCGUGCGUGAUGAUGAGCUGUCAAAAGUAAGCGGUGUCGACGGAUGCAUAUUCGUGCACGCAUCAGGGUUUAUUGGAGGGAACAAGACGAAAGAAGGCGCUUUGAACCUAGCAAAAUUGGCACUUAAGAUGUAAUCGAUCUCGCUUUCAAGGAAUCUCCACGAUCUCGGUAGUCCAUUUUUAUAUGUCCCGCGAGUUUAAAUUGCCGUUAUACAAGGUAGCUGAUAUGUAGACCAGAUGAAAUGUUCUUUGGUGAAAAGAGCGGAGACCAUUUAGUGUUCGAAACAGCGUCCGAUCUACGUAAUUAGAGUUGCCGUCGGCGUGUCGGUGAGAUUUCUUUCCGUGUUACAAUUAACUUGCUGCAGACA